AUGACGGAACGAAAGAGUUCUGAAUCUACUCACCGCCUCGGUGUGAAGCGCGGCAACAGAUUAAUCUCGAGAUCGACGAAGACUCCAUCGAAUACCGUCGUCACUCCACCAAAGGCCGCCGUCGCUGCUCCCAAUGCGAGGAAAGACGAAGUACACCGACGCAGAUAUCCCUUCAAUGAUAUGCUGAAGCGCAAAAGUGGAGGUGCGGUAGAUCUCUCGAGAGAUACUGCACCUUCAGGGCCCAGCAAUGAAUUUGUCAGAUCAGAGAUGCCGCCACCAGGCGACGAUGCUCUAGACACGCGAAUGGCACAUAGGGUCGCAGACCUCGAAAGAGCUCUGGCGAUUGCAAGAGAGGAGCAUGAAUUGGCCAGAGAAGAGCUGUCGAAAGUGAGGCAAUCCAGACAAGCGGAUCAGGAUGCGAUUGAGGAACUGAGGCAGCGACUUGUCGAGACAGGCUCGAAUGCAGACCGAGCCCCAGUCGCCGGAUCGAACGACCAUGGAGAAGUGAGUGAGGUGCCAGGAGCUGCACAACAAAGAGAGGAAGAAAUUGUGCGUCAGAACUCCGAACUACGUUACCGACUUGCGCAACUCGAGGAACAACUCGCAUCGCACAACGAAUUGCACCCACGCAGCCUCAAGCGACCGCAAUCAAACGGGCAAGCGGACGAACUGCGGCUGCGCCUCCAUGCCGCCGAGAAGGAAUCACAAGAGAGACUUCAGCAGCUUCUGGCGCUGAAGUCUAGCAUAUCUUCGCUCACGCGUGUGGAUUCGCAAAUCACGGAUAGCGAGCUCGCAGAGUCAUUCUCACAGCUUGCAAACCGCGUGCGCGAAUGGACCGUCUCGAACUUCAGGCGAUCAAAACUGAACCUUAGCAAUCUUCCGAAGGAGACUGCAGAAGCUCUCCGCGCCUUGAACCCUCGUUACAUGGCUAGCAUUCAAUCCACGGAUAAGCUUGCGCUGUAUCAGGCUAUCGUCUCAACAUCGCUCAUACGAAUCCUCGAUAGUUCUAUCGUCUUUGGGCUACCUAGCAUAGGCCCACUGGCGGCAUUGCGACCGAUUGCUGAGCACACACAACACCUUGGUACUACAUACCGAGAAUGGGUGCGUGCUACCAUACAACUGCUUGAGCGCAGCGAAGCAAAUGGAGAGAUCAAAAAAGAAAACGAAGCGUCGCUACACCGACUCACCGGAGAGAUCACCCACGUACUUUUCACGUUGACUUCUGUGAGCCUUGCGCCGAACGCACAGUCAACGCUGGCCGGGAUAUUGAAGGAUGCCGUGGGUCUGCAGCGAACUCUCGCUUUGCAAAAGGCGCGCUACCAGUUACUCUUCUUUCGUUGCCAAGAUGGCAAUAUGCGAUUCGAUGAUCGAACAAUGGAAGCUGUCAAUGACAUUGAUCCCGCCAUGGAAGAUGAUACUGAUAUGAACGUUGAUCGCACGUUUCUAUUCUGUGCAUUCCCAGGUUUGAUCAAGUACGGCGAUGAGUGGGGAGAGCACUCCGAAAUGAGCAAUGUAUUACUGAAAGCGAGGGUGUGCUCUGGUGUGAGCUGA
Alternaria atra is the source of this 1551-nucleotide messenger RNA. RefSeq lists its product as uncharacterized. The transcript is spliced from 2 exons. The record is from RefSeq and is a predicted model, not a curated record. Bases 1 to 1551 code for a protein of 516 amino acids. NCBI's taxonomy places the organism in Eukaryota, Fungi, Ascomycota, Dothideomycetes, Pleosporales, Pleosporaceae.